Molecule: messenger RNA, 1316 nt
Organism: Paramecium primaurelia
Lineage: Eukaryota; Ciliophora; Oligohymenophorea; Peniculida; Parameciidae
Source: the annotation of a GenBank genome assembly
AUGGGAUGCUUUCAUUAUUCAUUUAAUGAAGAUAUCAAUUUGGCAUAUUCAAUAGUUGGUAAGUAGUUCAUUUAAUUUAUAGUUCACAUAAUAUAAAUUAUUGUAGUUGGAUUAUCAUCAUUUGUUGGUUUAGGUGCAGAAAUUCAAAAAACUUCUAUAUUGAUGGCUUUAUUACAUUACAAUGAAUAUGAAGCAACUAAUAUUACAUAGUACCCAAUUCAAUAAUAUUAGUUAUAUUUCUAUUGUUUCAAGCUUUAUGUAUCUAACAUUUCUUUUAUGUAAAAAUGAAAUAGGCCUUAUUGAUAUUCAUGCUGCUUAAUUAUUUUUCCCUUUUAUAGUAAUUUUUACAGACAUUGGAAAUUAUUUCAAUAGAGCUUUCUACGAUUAAAUAAUAGUUUUAAUAACAAUUAGUUUAGAAUAUAUAUGGAUUAUAUUAUUAACAUUAAAAUUUGAUAGAUCAAGAAAUCAUGAAAUUGAAUCAAAAAGAAAAGAGAUAACAUUAGAUGAUAAUCUUAUUAACAACCCUAAAAAAACAUAAUCUUUUUUAAGUCUUAAUCAACAACCAACCAAUAAAAAUAAUUCCAAAAAGGCUCUUCUAUAUAUUAUACUUUUCUAAAUGUUCUUACAAAUCCUUCUUUUUAUUUUAAGAGGAGGUAAUAAUCGUUAAUUUAUUCAUUUCGAAUAUAGUGGUAGUUGGUAUUGGUUUACAACAAUAAUUAUUUAUAUUUUGGGAUUAUUAUUUCUAUAUUAUCUUUAUUAAAAAUAGGCAAAUGAUUAUAGAAGACAUAUGGAUGAUGAUCCCUAUUUUUAUGAAAUAAGACCUUUAAAUUAAAGUUAAUUAUUGAUUUUGAUUGCUUUGAUUUCAUUUUUUUUUAGUGGAACUGCAGGAGUUGGGGCUGGGUUGAUAUUAAUCCCUAGUUGUAUUUUAAUCUAAAGAUUUCGAAUGAGUAUUUUAAAGGCUAUCAGAACAAUGAUUUUUGUGCAAUUUCUAAUUGAUAUAUGUGUUAUACCAUAAACUAUUUAAAGUAAUGAGAUUUAAGAUAAAUAUAGAUUAUUAAUCUGUGUAAAUUAAAGAUCAGUUAUUUUACAUGGCAAUAGGAUGUUCAUCUUUCAUUUUUGUCACUGUCUGGUUACACAUAUUAUUUAUAAGAGAAUAACAUUAACUUAAAUUAAUUAUCAUUAUUAUUGGAUUAUUUACUUUUGAUUUUAUUUUGGGAAUCUAUUAAGCAUACACAUUUAAGAGUCCAAUUAGGGGAAAUCCUUAUUUCUCAAUUUCUAUUGAUGAUUGUUCUAUAAAUUGUUAAUUUAAUGAAUGA